Rosa chinensis is the source of this 1530-nucleotide messenger RNA. RefSeq lists its product as uncharacterized. Bases 1 to 1530 code for a protein of 509 amino acids. NCBI's taxonomy places the organism in Eukaryota, Viridiplantae, Streptophyta, Magnoliopsida, Rosales, Rosaceae. The transcript has 2 exons. The record is from RefSeq and is a predicted model, not a curated record.
AUGAAUAAUCAUGAGGAGCAUAACAGCAACAAUGUGGCCAUGAAUAAUGAUGAGGAACAUACCAACUACAUUGAGGAAGACAAUGAAAGUGAGCCCAUGAAUAAUCAUGAGGAGCGCCGUAACAACAUUCAUCAAGUGCGGCGUAUGAGGAGGGCAAGAAUAAAUAAUAAUUCUGCUAGAGAUUUUCAUGAGGAAAUGGGUGUCCAUGAUUGUAACGUUGGUCGUAGAACAAUUCUGCCAUCAUCGUUUAUUGAUAGCCCCCGUGACACAUACCAACGAUAUCAAGAUGCAAUGGCUUUGGUUCAAAAAUAUGGUAGGCCAGAUCUUUUUAUCACCAUGACUUGUAACCCCAAUUGGGAAGAAGUUAGAAGUGAACUACUCCCUGGACAAACGCCACAAGACCGUCCGGAUUUAGUCACCAGGGUAUUUCAUGCCAAAUUUGAGCAAUUAAAAGAAGACAUCAUCAACAAGGGAGUGCUGGGAAAAGUGGCUGCACAUGCUUUCGUUGUUGAAUUUCAAAAACGAGGCCUACCACAUGUUCAUAUGCUUAUUAUGUUAGAAGAAAAUGACAAGCUUAAUAACCCUGAUGAAUACGAUCGCAUUGUUAGAGCUGAAAUACCAUAUGAGGACGAGGAGCCUCAACUUUAUGAUGCAGUGUGUACACAUAUGAUUCAUGGUCCAUGUGGAACUCUUAACCCAAGGCAGUCAUGUAUGAAAAAUGGGAGUUGCAAUAAAGGCUACCCAAAACCAUUUGCAAAUUUCACUGUGCAAGGAAAUGAUGCAUAUUCUGUAUAUCGGAGAUGGGCAAGUCGUUUACCGAUACCUUUGCGUAGACGAGGAGAUGUGAUGGUGGAUAACAGUUGGGUAGUUCCCUACAACCCAUGGUUGCUAUUACGAUAUAAUUGUCACAUCAAUGUUGAAAUAUGUGGGAGCAUAAAAAGUGUCAAGUACUUAUAUAAGUAUAUCUACAAAGGUCCUGACAGAGUGGCACUUGAGCUGCAAUCAAACCCAGAGUUUGAUGAAAUCAGACAAUUUGUUUAUGUAAGGUGGGUCUGUGCACCAGAGGCUUUAUGGAGGAUCUUCAAAUUUGCAAUGAACAUAAUAUAUCCAACAGUAAAGCGAUUACAAAUACAUCUUCCCAACAUGCAACAGAUAAUAUUCGAUGUUGAUGAAACAGUAGAGAAUAUUCUGGCAGAUGAGCAUGCACAAAUGUCAAUGCUUACUGAGUUUUUCACCAUAAAUCGAAUGGAUGAGGAUGCCAGAGCAUGUUUGUGUCGAGAAAUUCCUGAACAUUACAGGUGGGAUAGUAGCAACAAAAUUUGGGUGAAAAGAAGGAGAAACUACAAGGUUAUUGGGCGAAUAUACAAAGUCUCACCAUCUGAAGGUGAGAAAUUUUACCUGCGUGUCCUUAAUCAUGUAAGAGGUCUAAGAUCAUUUCUUGAUUUGCUUACUGUUAAUGGUGUUCUACAACCAACAUUCAAGCAAGCAGCAAGGAAACAAGGUUUGCUAGAAAAUGACAAUAGUAUCUGA